Messenger RNA from Dermatophagoides farinae (American house dust mite), 1287 nucleotides. The record is from RefSeq and is a predicted model, not a curated record. Lineage: Eukaryota; Metazoa; Arthropoda; Arachnida; Sarcoptiformes; Pyroglyphidae.
AAACAACAACAAUCAUAACAUUGGAAAAUUACAUUGCCAAUAACUAGACAUAUACUCGGUGACGACAGAAAAAAAAAUCAAAAAAAAAAAAAUUUAUUUUUUUUUUUCAUUUCAUCCGUUUGUUUUGAUUGGCCAAAACAAUUUUCAUUUCUUAUAUGAAAUUCAAUUAUCAACCAUAUAUACCACAUAUUUCGACAAGCAAAACGGUGACCGAUUAAUUCAUCUAGCCACAAUAACAGCGGCAUUUUGAAGAUCGGCAAAAAAAUUGAUUGGUAAUCACCAAUCGAAACAUCGUCAUCGUUUCUAUAGUUUGUAAUAUUUAUUAUAUUAUGCCCGUUCGAUACAGUUCCAAUAUAACUGGAUUCAGUCAGCAAAUGCUUCACAAUAUUGAUGAUAAUUGUGAUUGCAUUUGUGAAGAUGAUUGUUGCCACGAGAAGGCUAAUUUUCCGAAUAAAAAUGCGGAUGUAAACAAUUAUAACAGUAUGAUGAAAUCAUCGACGACAGCAACAUCGACAGUGAAUAAACCGAAAAUUAAGCCAACAUUGUUCUGUCCAUCACCGUUGAUACAUUCAUCACAAUUAGGCAUCACACAUUCGUUGUUAUUUUCUGGAUCGAAAUUCGGUGGUUAUCAAAAAUCCAAAGGCAAUUCGUAUGAAGUUGAAGUCAUCUUUCAAAAUGUUGAUGAAUCUAACUCCUACCUUUGUGGCUAUCUAAUGAUUAAAGGCCUGACUGAAGAAUAUCCAACAUUGACGACAUUUUUCGAUGGCGAAAUCAUUUCGGAAAAAUAUCCAUUUUUAACGAGAAAAUGGGAAGCCGAUGAAGAUAUUGAUAGAAAACAUUGGAACCGUUUCGAUAGUUUUGCACAAUAUUCGAAAACGUUUAAUUGUGAUAAUUUCGAUUAUAAACAAUUGGAAAAUAACGAUCAUAUUUUCAUGAGGUGGAAGGAACAUUUUCUUGUACCUGAUCAUACAGUAAAGGACAUAAAUGGCGCCAGUUUUGCCGGUUUCUAUUACAUUUGUUUUACCAAAUCGAAAGCAACCAUUGAAGGUUAUUACUAUCAUAGACAGUCAGAAUGGUUCCAAUCGUUAAACCUCAAACAUAUACCAGAAAAUUCGAUUCAAGUAUACGAAUUUCGUUGAUCAAUUAAUUCAACAGUCACAUAUAUAUAUUUAAAUCAUUUCUAUAAUCACAAUUCACAUACCCAAUGAAAAAAAAACCGAACAGAACAAAUCAACAGACAACAAUAGAAUUUCUUACUACAGAAUAAAUUUUACAUGAUAAUAAUAA